Messenger RNA from Cucumis melo (muskmelon), 940 nucleotides. RefSeq lists its product as uncharacterized. Lineage: Eukaryota; Viridiplantae; Streptophyta; Magnoliopsida; Cucurbitales; Cucurbitaceae. The record is from RefSeq and is a predicted model, not a curated record. The coding region runs from base 24 to 455 and encodes 143 amino acids. The transcript is spliced from 2 exons.
UUGAAAUUUUCUUUGGUGAAUUUAUGAAAAAUUGGGUGUUUGUAAUUUGUGAAAAGAGAAAGAACGAAACAGCAUACCGUUGGACCAAAAAAAUCGGAGCGGGAAUGGAGGAAGACGAUGAUCCAUGGUUAGCUCCCGACAAGCUCUACCAUUUCCUUCUCUGUUUCUCUCUCACAAUCCUCUUCGCUUCAUUCGCCCUUCACACGCGUUAUCCAUUCAUCCGUCGCCACUCCAUUCUCAUCGGAUCCGUCCUUUCUCUUUGCGCCGGAGCCGCCAAAGAGGUCGCCGACGAACUCGGCUUCUUCAAGUCCGCCGGAGCCUCCACCAGGGACGCUGUUGCCGAUUUAAUCGGCGUCUUGCUCGCUUCUUUCCUUCUUCACGCUCUCAGAUUCUCGAUCCGCAGCAGCGGCGGCGAUAAAGAAGCUUGCCCUAAUCGGGACAUUUUAAUGGUCUGAAAUGAUAUGAGAGGUUUUUCUUUUCUACUUGCUGAUGGAGGGAAGUGAGUCGACGUUUCUCGUGUUCUUGAUCAUCGAUGCGAUGAACAGAGGGAUUCGUUUGAGGUUCAAAGUGUUCUCUGGGUUAUUUAGGUAGGUCGGGCAAUCGAUCUGUUGUCAUCGUCGAAAGCUUGCUGCAGUAGAAGGCAAGCGAGAAUCACCAUCUUUGUCAGGCAACUUAACUGCAGUGUAGAUUCCAGCUCCACACAAUGUCCCUAAUAUGGGAGCUGUGAGGUAAAUCCAUAUGGCUUUGAAAUUGUUUGCUGCAAUGGCUGGCCCCAGUGUUCUUACUGGAUUCAUUGAAGCUCCAGUUGUUUGUCUGUUACAUAAUUAAAACGAAAAGCUUUUUUAGUUUGUUUGUUGUUUAAUGGAGGUAAUGUUUGUUCAUAAGAUAAGGCUCUAAAUUUUGAAACAAUAGCCACUUAGUUCGCAUCUGUUUAACUCAA